AUGUCUUCCAUACAGCAACGCAAGAAUGAGAUCUUGGCCAAAAAGGCUAAGCUGGCGGAGCUGAAGAAGCAACGCGAGCUUCGACAAAAAGAAUUCACAAAUACUCGGAACAGUGUUGGAGAUGCUUCAGAGAUCGUUUCUCCAGUCCCCAGUCGCUCUGAUAGUAGAGCCGAGCUUGACGAUUUAAUUUCUCGCCUGGUAGAUCGCCCCGGGUCAGCCACCAUCAGCCAAGCAGCGGAAGGCCAGUCGGGGAAAGGAAGUCGCCCAAAUUCAGUCCUAAGUGCCAGCCAACUGAGUGGAGAGAACGCUGAGACAUAUCCGCCUUCAUCCCGCCCGCAGCUACAGUCCAUUGCUGUACAAACUGUUGGAGAGGCGACCUACAUCUCUUCUGAACCCGAAGCCCCGCCUCCCCCUGAACACAGGCCAGAAGUUGUUACAUAUAGCAAAGCCGUGCAAACAGAUGAUCUGGGUACACAAACCGAAUCCCAGGAUGGCUCUGUAGCUUCGGACAAUGAGGAUCCACCGGAUGCGACACGAUCGAGCAAACGUUUAAGUCGACGAGGCCGAGAGCGGGAUGAGGAGAUCAGACAAAAGAUUCGCAAAGAGAUUGAAGAUGAACUACAAGCGACAGACCAGGAUGCAGAGAAUGCUUCGGCCGCUCAAGCCAAACUACGGUACCCAUUACGCACACUUGACGAUGACGAGUUGAAAGCCGUGACAUCUUCAAAUGACUUCUUGGACUUUGUGGAACGAUCAUCUAAGGUUAUUGAGAGGGCGCUUGAUGAGGAUUAUGAUGUUCUUGCAGAUUAUGAACUUGGCGGUACUCAUGGAGAUCUGGAGGAAGACGAAGAGACCGGCAAAAAGCGAAGAGGCAUUCGGGAAGUUUGCCAAUUCUGGGACGAGCGAUGGAGCAAGAAGCGCACGAUCACUGAUAUUAGCUUUUCUCCAAAGUUCCCAGAAUUGGUGCUUGCAUCUUACACAAAGAACCCCUCAGCCCCCCAUGAACCGGAUGGACUGGUUCAAGUUUGGAACCAACAUUUACAAUCCCGCCCAGAAUACGUUUUCCACGCGACGUCUGACAUUCUUACCGCCAAAUUCUCUCCCUUUCAUCCUAACUUGAUCGUCGGUGGCUCGUAUUCAGGACAGGUGCUCUUAUGGGAUACUCGUUCCUCGCGCAUGGGCGGAGGUGCUCCUGUGCAGAAAACACCAUUGACCGGAUCUGGACACACCCAUCCUGUCUACAGCAUUUCGAUUGUUGGAACUCAGAACGCUCAUAACAUCUUGACUGCCUCUACAGAUGGAGUGGUCUGUGGAUGGACCGUAGAUAUGCUCUCUCAGCCUCAGGAGUACCUGGAGCUGACUACUCCCCCUCCCUCCAAGACUGAAGAUCUUGCACCCACUACCAUGUCCUUCCCGCAAUCAGACCCAACUUUCUUCAUCGUUGGUACUGAGGAAGGUGGCAUCUAUCCUUGCCAUCGAUAUGAUCGAGCUGGUGCUAAGGCUGGCACCGAUCACCGUCUCGCCUACCGUGGCCACGCAGCACCAAUUAUGUCUACGGCAUUCCACCCAGCCCGAGGCCCCGUUGACUUGGGUGACCUCAUGCUUAGCUCUAGCCUGGACUGGAGCGUUAAGCUUUGGCGUGUGCGACCCCCUGCCACAACUGCUUCCGUCACCUCUACAGUGGCUUCUGCUCAAGUUGUUUCCCCUAUCUUGGACAUAAACAGAGAGGAUGUGGUCUACGAUGCACGCUGGUCCCCGCACAGGCCAGGUGUAUUCUCCCUUGUCGAUGGUGCUGGCAACCUCGAAGUUUGGGAUCUCUAUGCAGAUACUGAGGUUCCCGUUGUCAAGACAACUCCCUCGCGUGGUCCCGGUGCUGUUAUAUCUCGCAGUCUGAACAAGGUUGCAUGGGAGGAACGUGAAGGCAGACGUCUGGCCACUGGUGGACUUAACGGAGUCGUGACCGUUUUUGAGGUAGGCAAGGGUCUCGGUGGCCCCGCGGAGGAGGUACCUUCAGAUGAGUGGACGGGAAUGAAGCGACUGGUUGGAAAAUUGGAACAGAAAGAUCGGGUAGCUUAA
Molecule: messenger RNA, 2076 nt
Organism: Penicillium angulare
Lineage: Eukaryota; Fungi; Ascomycota; Eurotiomycetes; Eurotiales; Aspergillaceae
Exons: 3
Coding region: 1-2076 (691 amino acids)
Biological process (GO): transport along microtubule
Cellular component (GO): cytoplasmic dynein complex
Molecular function (GO): dynein heavy chain binding; dynein light chain binding
Source: RefSeq, a predicted model, not a curated record